AAAAAGUCCAAACUCACAACCAAAUAAAACAUAGUUGCAGAUAGUAACCCUCGACUGAAACUCAAAUCCAUCGUCUCCAAGCCACACCAACAAAAUUGAGAACUCAAAAAAUCACUAAGGCCUACUAUUGAAACUUUGGAAAGCAGAGAGAAGAAACAUUCGAUGCUCGUGUGUAUCUAAACCCAUAGGGAUUUCACAGCUGUCCUAAACUUUCAUUUUGUUUUCCCACUCCAAAUCAUUGUGCGUUCUCCUCAAAACCCUAACUGACAAAACCCCAAAUCAAUUUUUCUAUCCAUUUUACACCCAGACUACAGAACCUUCGGAGCAAGUAACUUCAUUGACAAUGGCGUUCAGGUCGCGUGAAAUGAUGAAGAAGAUUGUGAAGAAAAUCGGCGGCGAACAGAAUCUAGCGCCUGGAGUGAAAGAGCAGUUGAAAAAAUCGGUGCCUGAUAGAAAGGUCGUGAUGGGCCGGGCUCACCGUGGGCUUUACGCGGGCCGACAUAUCCAGUUCGGGAAUCGCGUCAGUGAAGACGGGGGCAACAAGACUAGGAGGAGCUGGAAACCUAACGUGCAAGAAAAGCGGCUUUUCAGCUAUGUAUUUGACAGGCACAUUCGUGUUAAGGUGACGACCCACACUCUACGCUGCAUAGACAAAGCGGGUGGCAUAGACGAGUAUUUACUAAAAACACCCUACCAUAAGAUGGACACUGAGAUGGGCCUCUUCUGGAAAACAAAGAUCGAGAAGAUGUACCAAGAGCUUGGCGAGAUGGAGGUCGUCUUCUUUUCACCCGAGGACGAGGAUAAUUUCGAGAAGCAAUUUGAAGAGCUCAAGUUGGAGAAGAAGGCUGCACGUAGGGAAUUCAGGAGAAAGAUGUACGGUUCGAGUUAUAAGCAUGAGGUGGAUGAGGAAGUUUCUAGAAGUGAGGGAAGAGAUGGGUCUCAUCCUGAGUUUGAAGAAGAACAGACAGUGGCUAAUGCUUGAAUGAUUUGCAGUUUUUGAUCUUAAGUUUUUGUAUUGUUCUGCUGUUUCUUAGUGAGUGGGGUAUUUACAGUUUUUGGGUUGUGAUGAUCAUGCUCUGGUGGUAAUUUGGGUUUUGGUUAGAAAUUUGGAUUCUGUGUAAGAUUUGGGAUUGAGAGGUCUAGCAAGUGAUCCUUGGACUAGUCAAGUCUAGGGUAGGGUUAAUAAAACCUGUUUUAGUCUAAGUUUUCAGGUUGGAAUUUAUCUUUGCUUUAUUACUGUCACAAGUGACAAGAAGAAAAGGGUUUCAUUUCUUGUACAUUGUUUAGUUUUUAUUGUUGUUUAACCUUGUUUGCUGCAAAUUUUGGGGAUGUGUUGACUCACAAUUUUAUUUUAUUUUUUUAAUCAGGAAUUGGAAGUUAUAG
Molecule: messenger RNA, 1383 nt
Organism: Striga asiatica
Lineage: Eukaryota; Viridiplantae; Streptophyta; Magnoliopsida; Lamiales; Orobanchaceae
Source: the annotation of a GenBank genome assembly